Fusarium mangiferae is the source of this 954-nucleotide messenger RNA. RefSeq lists its product as uncharacterized. Gene Ontology annotation, biological process: siroheme biosynthetic process. The transcript is spliced from 3 exons. Lineage: Eukaryota; Fungi; Ascomycota; Sordariomycetes; Hypocreales; Nectriaceae. Gene Ontology annotation, molecular function: protoporphyrin ferrochelatase activity; precorrin-2 dehydrogenase activity. The record is from RefSeq and is a predicted model, not a curated record. The coding region runs from base 1 to 954 and encodes 317 amino acids.
AUGACCCCCAUUCAGAAGCCAGUAUCAGCCCAGCCGGCGCUGGCAUCUCCGGCAUCUCCUCCCGCCUCUUCUACUCCCUCCUCCGAAUCUUCUUCUGCUUCUGCUUCUGCUUCCCCCUCUUCUGCUCCAGUCGCAAUGGCAAAGACUUAUCCUCCUGUACAGCCUGGAGGCAGUUUGAUCUUAGCCUGGCAAAUCAAGCACAAGAAGGUGCUUGUUGUCGGCGGUGGUGAGGUACGUCUGAAUCAUCAUCACAUGCGCCGAGCCUCGGACUUUGAUGUCGCUGCUGGUAGAAUUCUAAACUGCCUCAACGCCGAUGCCAACGUCACUGUCGUGUGCCCCAAGUCCGGCCUCAAUGAUGAAGUCGCCUACCGAGUCAGCGAAGGCCAAGUCGCUCACGUCGAUCGAGUAUUCGAGCCCGAAGAUUUAGACGGAGCCAGUAUGGUUCUGGUCGCUAUCGACGACCCGGCCGCCUCGACCGUCGUUUGGAAGCUUUGCAAGGAGCGAAGGAUUCCCGCCAACAUCGCCGACGUACCACCCGAAUGCGAUUUCUAUUUCGGCAGUAUCCAUCGCGAUGGUCCCCUCCAGAUUAUGGUCAGCACCAACGGCAAGGGACCCAGGUUGGCGGCGGCCAUUCGGCAGUUCAUCGCCAAGCAACUACCCAAGAAUGCUGGCAAUGCCAUCGAGACUAUCGGUGAACUGCGACUCAGAUUAAGAAAAAUGGCCCCCAAGCCUGAGGAUGGACCCAAACGAAUGCUUUGGAUGUCCAAAGUUAGCGAUACCUACAAGUGGGACGAGAUGUGCGGCCUCACAGACGAAGAUAUGGACAAUCUCCUUCUGUUUUAUCCUGCCAACAAAGUCCCUGCGAUGGACGUUCUGCUAGCCCUCCGAGGAGGCACCGACGUAAAAAAACUCGACGUCUUUGACGGCUCAUUCGGCUUCAGUGUCGGCGCCUAG